Messenger RNA from Prinia subflava (tawny-flanked prinia), 804 nucleotides. It is a transcript of the gene S100A16, whose product is annotated as S100 calcium binding protein A16. The transcript is spliced from 3 exons. Gene Ontology annotation, molecular function: calcium-dependent protein binding; calcium ion binding. Bases 164 to 484 code for a protein of 106 amino acids. Gene Ontology annotation, cellular component: perinuclear region of cytoplasm; nucleus. The record is from RefSeq and is a predicted model, not a curated record. Lineage: Eukaryota; Metazoa; Chordata; Aves; Passeriformes; Cisticolidae.
GACCGUCCAGGGCCGGGAGUUUCCUGCCCGGGGACAGCUCCGGCCGCACGGGGGGCGCCGAGGGGCUGCGGGGACACCCGGGGGACGCUCGGCAGGCCGGGACCUGCCCCGCCGGGCUGCUCCCGGAGCCGUGAAGCAACAGGAGGGGAACGGGCUGGCCACCAUGGGCGAGUGCACGGACCUGGAAUGGGCCGUGCAGGUGCUGGUGAACAACUUUGACAAAUACUCGAGCCGCUGCUGCUGCUGCAAGAACCCGCGGCGCAUCAGCAAGAAGGAUUUCCGCAAGAUGCUCAGCCGGGAGCUCAACCACAUGCUGACCGACACCGGGAACCGGCGCGCCGCCGAUAAACUCAUCUGCGACCUGGACGAGAACAAGGACGGGCGCAUCAGCUUCCAGGAGUACUGGACCCUGAUCGGCGGCAUCGCCAGCCCCAUCGCGCAGAUCAUCCGCCAGCAGGAGCAGAGCGUCAAACUCACCAAGUAGCGGCUUCUGGAACCUUCCCGGACCCGCCCUGCUCCUCCCCAGCCCCGCUUUGAGCCCUCCCCGGGACCCCCACCCCGAGCAGGAGGGGGCUGGGGCGCGGUGGGAUUCGGGGGGCUCCUCCUGCCCUCCUGUGGGACGGGAAUUCUGUCUGAGCUCCGCUCUCUCCCCGCCAGCAGCGCCCCCGCUCCCCUCGGGACUCCCCCUGAAUUGGGGGGGGUCUCCUUGGGUUUAUUUUUUUGGGGGGCUCGGGGAGCGGCGCGGUCCCGGCCGGGUAAUUAUUUGAUUAUUAUUUGAUUUAUUGACACCACCGCGGUUAUUUA